GUUAAAAUUCAAAUUCAUUUGUCCAAAUAAAACUGGAGAGUAUUUAAUUCUUGAUUUUACAGUUUAAAUCUUGAUAUGAUCAUAACAAUAAGUACAUCGCCAUUUUGUGAGGUUUGGUUUGAUUACAUAUGGACACCAUCAAAAUUUAGAAAAUUGUAUCUAUACCCCUAUCAUUUGUUAUUAUCUAACAAAUAGAUCCAACUCUGAACGAUAUUAACAUACACUAAAGAUUUGUGUAGCUCAGGGAAAAUCUAAGUUGAUCAUGGAUUUGGGUAUAAGUUUUCUUGCUCAUCUCUUGUAGCUGCUGAUCUCCUGUUUCAUCAACCUUCUCUCCAGUCAUCAUCAAUUCUCUGGUAAAACACUUGGCUUUCUCUUUUCUCUCAUUCACAUUAAUUAUAAUCUUGCUUGCAGAAUGAUAUGAAAUGUCAGUCAAAUAGUACUAAACUUGAAGGAGAAAACUAAACUUGAAAAGAUCAGCUUCUUAUUGAUCAGGGCAUGGAUAAUGGCAUGCAAGAGAGUCUGCUUUGCACUGCAGCAGAAGAAAAGAGUGACUUGAAGGGAAGGAUUUGGGAAGAAUCCAAGAAAAUAUGGAGGGUUGCAUUUCCAGGUAUUGUUUCAAGGGUGACUUCAUUCGGAAAGAUAGUCGUGACUCAGUCAUUCGUUGGACAUAUAAGUGCAGUGGAUCUUGCGGGAUACGCCCUCGUACAGACCAUAAGCGAGCGUUUUGUGGAAGGAAUAGUGAUUGGAAUGUCGAGUGCAACCGAAACUCUCUGUGGCCAAGCCUUUGGAGCAAAACAAUACCACAUGAUGGGUAUUUUCCUACAACGGUCGUGGUUGGUUGAUCUAGCCACGGUAACCGUCUUACUUCCCACUUUCAUAUUUGGAACACCAAUCUUUAAUCUACUGGGGGAGAAACAAGACAUCGCUGAAUCCGCAGGAAACAUUUCUCUGUGGUUCAUUCUAUUUGUCUAUAGUAUUGUUUUCUCCUUGACAAUCCAAAUGUAUCUGCAAGCACAGCAGAAAAACAUGGUCAUUGCGUGGCUAUCAGUUAUGCACCUUGUCGUCCACAUUCCCUUGUCUUGGAUUUUCGUCUAUGUUCUGGAUUGGGGGACUAAUGGAGCAAUGGCUGCACUAUCCAUAUCUUCGUGGCUUUUGGUUUGUGGAGAAUUUAUCUACAUCUUCGGGGGUUGGUGCCCUGACUCAUGGAAAGGCUUCUCUUUCUCCGCCUUCAAGGACAUUUUUCCAGUAGUGAAACUCUCUAUAUCAUCUGGUCUUAUGGUCUGCUUGGAGUUAUGGUACUAUGCAAUUCUGGUCUUACUGGCUGGAUACAUGAAAAAUGCAGAGGCUUCGAUAUCCGCCUUCUCUAUAUGCCUCAAUGUCCUUGCUUGGAUAUUCAUGAUCAGUUUUGGCAUCUUCGGGUCUGCAGUGGUACGAGUAGCAAAUGAGCUAGGCAGAGGAGAUGCUAAAGCAACAAAGUUCUCAAUCAAAGUACUAAUAGGCACAUCCGUUACCAUAGCCGUGUUCUUCUGGAUUCUUUGCUUGGUAUUCAGGGACAAACUUGGAUACUUGUUCACAAACGAAGAGGAAGUGGCGCAGACCGUGUCGGACCUCUCUCUUCUUCUCGCUUUCUCAGUGUUGCUCAGCGGCAUAUACCCGGUGCUCUCAGGCGUGGCGGUGGGAGCAGGGUUGCAAACGAAAGCUGCGAUUAUUAACCUUGUUUGCUUCUAUGUAAUUGGACUACCAAUCGGAGCAGUUCUUGGAUACAUAUUUCAACUUCAAGUCAAGGGAAUAUGGCUAGGAAUGAUGAGUGGAGUUGUUGCUGAAACAUUUGCACUUAGCUUCAUGGUAUGGAGAACAAACUGGGAUGAAGAGGUAUCGAUAACUUCAGCGCGACUCAAACGAUGGUACCUGGAAUCCUCAGAGGACAACAAGACUAGUUCCGUUCAUUUUUGACUUGAAAAAACAUCGCCUUCUGAAAAUUCCCGACCAGCGUAUCAAUCUUUAUCAAUAUGUUUAGAUCAACUUUUGACCCGAGGAGACGUUUGUCUCUCUGGUGAUAAUCUUUACAUAAUAAUUUCAAGGACAAAAUUUCAGCAAUAUGAAUUGGACUUAAGAUUAA
Messenger RNA from Sesamum indicum (sesame), 2119 nucleotides. RefSeq names its product protein DETOXIFICATION 24. Gene Ontology annotation, molecular function: xenobiotic transmembrane transporter activity; antiporter activity. NCBI's taxonomy places the organism in Eukaryota, Viridiplantae, Streptophyta, Magnoliopsida, Lamiales, Pedaliaceae. Gene Ontology annotation, biological process: xenobiotic detoxification by transmembrane export across the plasma membrane. The record is from RefSeq and is a predicted model, not a curated record. Gene Ontology annotation, cellular component: membrane.